AGUGGGCGACGAGGGCGCCGCGCAGCGCAGGCCGGACAGCGGCAGCGGCUCGGGCGGACGUAAACAAAACUGUCUGUUUUUAUUAUUUUGACUGAAAUGUCGCGUCAAUAAGAUUUUAGGCUAUUGCAAGUUGCUCGGGGAGUGGUUUACGAACGCUCAGGACUGAGCAUUAACCAUGGUUCCUGGGACGAUUGAAGAUCAUCAAGCGGAUAUAAUAUUUGUUGUUGAAGGAACAGCUGUAAAUGGGGCUUAUAUAAAUGAUUUAAAAACUAAUUAUGUAAUUCCAACACUGCAGUAUUUUAGUCAGACUAAAAUUGAUGAUUAUCAUGAGAGUCAUAGUGUGAUGUAUGGUCUUGUUGUUUACCACGCAGCAGACUGUUUACCUUGUCCUAGCAGUGACAGCUAUGGACCUUUCUGUAGUCCGAACAAGUUACUGUCAAUGCUUGAUAAUGUUGAAAUGGUUGGAGGAAAAGGUGAGGCAUUUGCAAAUAUUGCAGAGGGCUUAGCUACAGCUCUUCAAUGUUUUGAAGAUCUGCAAUUAAAACGAGAUGGCCUAUCAAAUGUACAAAAACAUUGUAUCCUUAUAUGUAAUUCGCCACCAUAUUUAUUGCCUGUAAUGGAAGCACCUUCAUUAAGUGGUCACUCUGUGGAUGAACUUGCGUCUUUUCUCUUAGAACGCGGUAUAAAUUUAUCCAUCCUUUCUCCUCGAAAAAUUCCUGCACUCUUUAAACUUUAUGAAGUAGCUGGAGGAGAUCUCCAAAUAUCUCAGACUAAAAAUUACGCCAAAGAUCCACGUCACCUAGUGCUUUUAAAAGGAUUCAGCCUACAAGAGCGUCCUGUGAGCCCAAACCCACCGGUUGGAACACAACUCUCAAACCAGCAAGUUCCCCAAGCGACAGGCCAGCCAACACAAACUGCCCAAGCUCAACCCCCUUCACAAACACCCCAAGCUUCAUCCCAAAAUGCUGUUCAGCAGGGUCAUCAACAAACAGUUUCCUCAGCAGGUUCUGCUCUACCCAGCCCCCUCCCCAGCACAGGUAGCCCUAUUACUAAUGUGGUUGGAAGUGCAGGUGGAGGACCAGUGACUGGAGGUCAACAGCAGCAGCAACAACAACAGCAGCAACAGCAGCAACAGCAGCAGCAGCAGCAGCAGAUGAUGUCCAAUCAAACAGUUUUCAGAGGGAACCAAAAUUCUCAGCCGGGUGGCAUGAUACCAACAAAUCCCCAACAGCAACAAAAUCAGCAAGCUCAACAGCAAGCCCAACAACAGGCACAACAGGCACAACAUCAAGCACAACAGCAAGCUCAACAACAGGCUCAGCAGGCUCAGCAGUCGCAGCCUGGUCAGCAAGGAAUGAUGGGAGUGAUGGUUGGUGGAGGGGCCAGGCCUCCGUACCCUCCUCAACAACCGCCUAGCUACCCCCCAAUGCCAGGAGGUGCAGGUCGUCCUCAGUGGCGCAUGCAAGCUCAGCCACGUCCUCAGUUCAUGCAGGGCCAGGGAUUCCCAGGUCCUGGAGGUGCACCACAACAGCAAAGUUCUGCUCUCAUUGCACAGCUAACUCAACCUCCUACCAAUAUUGGACCAGGUGUUAAUCAAACCCAACUGCAGUCUCAGUUUGGGGCUGGAAACAUGACGCAGCAGCAGAUGAGAAUGAAUCAAAUGAUGGGAGCCCAAUCCCAGUCGCAGGGAACUGGCCAAGGACAAGGUCCUCCGGCUCAGCAAGGCACUCAGGGUCCUGGACAGAGUCAGCAAGGUCCGAAUCCUCAACAAUUACUACAACAACAGCAAUUGCAACAGCAACAGCAAUUGCACCAGCAACAACAACUACAGCAGCAACAACUACAACAACAGCAGCAAGCUCAGCAACAACAGGCUCAGCAACAACAGGCUCAGCAACAACAAGCUCAACAGGCACAAGCCCAACAGCAAGCCCAACAGCAAGCCCAACAGCAAGCCCAACAGCAAGCCCAACAACAAGCCCAACAGCAGGCACAACAGCAAGCACAACAGCAGGCGCAACAGCAAGCGCAACAGCAAGCCCAACAGCAGGCACAACAGCAGGCCCAACAGCAGGCCCAACAACAAGCGCAACAACAAGCGCACCAAGUACAGCAGCAAGCACAGCAACAAGCUCAACAGCAAGUGCAGCCCAUUGUUCAGCAACCUAUGCAAAGGCAAAUUAUUUGGAGUGGUUUACUGGAAUGGGUUGAGAAAAGUCCAAGCAAAAUGUCUUCAGCAAACCAAGCCAAAUUGGCAAGGCAGUUACCUUGCCAAGUUGGGACAAAUUCUAAAGAUCCUCCUGAAUUAUCAGCAGAAACAUGGCCUCAAAAGUUACUUAUGCAGUUGAUGCCUAAAACACUAAUUGGCAGCAUAGGUGGUACAUUUCUAAAAAAUUCAAAGUCGGUGUUCUUUCUACCAAAGAAUUGUGAAGAAUUGGAUAAUCUUGUUCAAGUCAUGAGUAACGGAUAUGCUGGCUGUGUUCACUUUAACAGCACUAACGCAAACUCUGCUUGUGAUCUUAAAGUUCUUAUCCUGCUUUAUACAUCUGAUAAAAGAACGUUUAUUGGUUUUAUUCCUAAUGACCAAGCAGCAUUUGUUGACAGAUUGCGAAAGGUCAUACAGCAACAAAAAUCUGGUGGAAGACAGGGUGUGCAACAAGGCCAAAACCAACAAGGAAUGAUAGCAGGCCCUCAAGGAAUGGGUCAAGGCCCUCAGGGAAUGAACCAAGGUCAGCAAGCCAUGGCUCAAGGUCCUCAAGGCAUGAAUCAAGGCCAACAAGGAAUGGGCCCUCAAGGAAUUAACCAGGGCCAGCCAAGUAUGGGGCAGGGGCCACAAGGAAUGGGACAAGGCCACCAAGUGAUGGGACAGGGGCCACCAGGAAUGGGUCCGGGACCUCAAGGGAUGGGGCCAGGACCUCAAGGGAUGGGUCAAGGGCAACAAGGAAUCGGGCAGGUUCCCCAAGGAAUGGGACAGGGGCCUCAAGGAAUGGGUCAGGGGACACAGGGUAUGGGUCAGAAUCACCAAAGUAUGGGUCAAGGACCUCAAGGGAUGGGGCAAGGGCCGCAAGGGAUGGCUCAAGGUCCUCAAAGUAUGGUGCAGGGUCCACAGGGAAUGGUUCAAGGAUCUCAAGGUAUGGGACAAGGCUCACAGGGUAUGGGCUUAGUGCAGCAAGGUAUGAGUCAGGGUCAGCAGGGAAUGAUGUUAUCUCAAACCAAUCAAAUGGCAAUGGGAGGAGGACAAAUAACACAAAAUGUUGUAUCGUCAACUGUGGGUGGGGGUGGUCCAUCAGGAGUUGGACCUGUCCAGGGACAAUCUCAGGUGGGCCCAAUGUCAGGCGUCAUAGGGGGGCCAUCUAAUGCAAUGGGAAUGCAGGGAGUGGAUGGGACAAUGGGAAUGCGAAUGCCUGGCCCCAAUGUAUCAGCGGGCCCACAGGGUGGACCACAGGGACCUCAAGGUGGUCCUGGAGCGGCUGGUGGCAUGAUGGCGCGGGGCAUGAUGCCCUCUAUGCAAAGAGCUAUGGCUCCUCAAAUGCAAGGUGCCUCCCAAGAUAUGGAGCAGCAGCUGAAGCAAUUUGAGCUUGUCACCAUGAAAGUGCAGCAGCAGAAGCUGCAGCAAACCAUGGAUAUGGGUCAACAAGUGCUUGAUAAUGACCCAGGAAAAUUGAGAGCUCAGCUACAACUUCAACAGUUGCAACAACAAAGACAAAUGGGUCCACAAAGUAUGCAACAACGACAACAGCCUCAGCAACAGCAGCAACCCAAUCCUAAUCAACAACGAAUGAUGAGACCUAGUAAUCCUGGACUGAGAAUGCUCCUUCAACAGCAACCGUAUCGGCCAGCAAUGAUCAAUCAGCUGCAACAGCAGCAAAUGGGGGUCCGAGGACCUAUUGGUCAACCAGGAAGUCAGCAAGGUGGAAUGCAACAACAAUUUGAGCCAGAAUACGAUUUCUAGGUGUAGUAAGUACAGUAUUUUAUCUUGAAAUGUAUGUUUAAGCAAUUACUGUUAUGACAUGGCCAUUGUUGUUAUAAUUGUAGUACAGAUACAUCACAUUUUGAAAUGUUAACAUCUCAAUUUCAUCCUUAGUACCUGAUCAUUUAAACAAUAUCAGAUUCACCUAAGAAAUUGGUAUAUCUUGUAAUGUGCUGUGAUAUAUUAAUAUCUCAAUGUAUUCACUGUUCUUAAGAAUGUAUUUUAGUCAUUUGUCGGAAGUAUUUCCAAAAUUUUCUUGACUGAUUAUAAAAUUGUGUGGAAUCUGUACAUAAGACUUCACUAAUGCUCCAUAUACCUUUGUCUGUUCAAUGAUCUUAAAGUUUCAAGACAAAGAAGUAAAUAUCUAUCAUUUUUUAAAAUAUACUUUUUUUUUUGUUGCUUUAUGAAAUUUAUGUGUACCUGAUAAACUAUUACAGAGUUAUUUUAUGUUCCAAUGGUUUCUGUUUUAUGGUCAUGAAGUAUUUUAUGUCUUUAUGUCUUUCUUACUUAGUGUACAGGUUUUUCUACUCUGUAUCUCACCCUGUAUUUAUUGAAAUAAUUAUAAGAAUUGUCACUAGAACCUUCUUUUGGGGUCUUCUGUGACUUACUUUAUGAUCUCUCAUUUUGUGUACUACUAUCUUGCCAUGAAAACCCAUGCAGCUUUGAUUGUUGUGAACCAUGUAUCCUAGAUUAUUGUUGUUAGUGAACCUUAGUGUACGGUACCUAUUUAGAGUAGGUAGUUAAACAUAAAUAAUAAUUAUGACAUGAUCCAAAUUCAUAUGUUAAGAUGCACUUGUGCUAUUCUUAAACACAUGGAGGCUUAAUGACAGUACCUAGUGUAUGAUCUUAAAGCUCAAGUGCUCAUCUUCAGUGCAGUAUAGCUAUGAAAAGUUGUUGGUUCAUGCAUGUUAUCUACGAAAAGAAGAUUUUUGCUAGCAACUUUUAAUAGCCAAUAAUCUUAUUAAACACAUGAUACUUGUACUUCAUAAACCUAAAUUUUUUGUUUUUUGAGACAAGGUAAGGUAAGAAAUAGCUAGUUUAAACAUUCAAAGCCUCUUUUCUACUAUGUUCAAUCAACAAACGUGAAAAGUAGCUAUCCUAUUAAGGCAAAUUAAAUUGUUCACAUCAUUUCUUCCUGAAAUAUAAAUGAGGUGACUGUUUCA
Frankliniella occidentalis (western flower thrips) is the source of this 5133-nucleotide messenger RNA. Its product is annotated as mediator of RNA polymerase II transcription subunit 25-like. The transcript is spliced from 17 exons. Gene Ontology annotation, biological process: positive regulation of transcription by RNA polymerase II. The record is from RefSeq and is a predicted model, not a curated record. Lineage: Eukaryota; Metazoa; Arthropoda; Insecta; Thysanoptera; Thripidae. The coding region runs from base 176 to 3952 and encodes 1258 amino acids. Gene Ontology annotation, cellular component: mediator complex; transcription regulator complex.